AGGCCCACACACUCUUUCAUACUUUUAGUCCUCAUCCGGUACCUGCAGACGCGCCAUAGCCCCACGAGAAACGAUACGGUUGAAUAAAUCGAACCGGAAUGUGAUCACAAAUCGAGAUUUUUUUUUAUUUUAUAAUGAUGGUGUGAGGGGCAGCCGACGUUUCGAAGCGUUAGUGUUGACCUCUUCCGAGAUUUUAAUGAUAGCUGUGAUUGUUGCCUCUUGUUGUACCAACUGAGAUUGUUAAUCGCUGUGAUUAUGUUUAGCAGUGGUGAGGAAAACGUUAGGUGAUAAUUUUGGAAUUUUCUAUUGAUCUACCAUGAUGGUGGAUUUUUUCAUUUCAGGCAUAAAGGAAAUGUGCGGCGAGGACCUGAAAAGACAUCAGAACGAGCUAAAAGUGCUAGAACAACCCCGUCUAAGUGGAUUAUGCGACGGUCUACCUUCGCUGAACAAUUCUCUAGGUAGCAACAGUUCGAACGACGGCGACAAGCCCACAAAACAGAAAAGGCACAGGACACGAUUCACGCCUGCACAGCUGAACGAACUCGAGAGGUGUUUCUCCAAAACCCACUAUCCUGACAUUUUCAUGCGGGAGGAGAUCGCAAUGAGGAUCGGCCUAACUGAAUCGAGAGUCCAAGUCUGGUUUCAGAACCGGCGCGCGAAGUGGAAGAAGCGCAAGAAGACGACGAACGUGUUCCGAACUCCGGGUGCUCUCUUACCUUCGCACGGCCUUCCCCCAUUUGGGGCAAUGGGUGACGGACUCUGUGGGUCCAGCAUGUUUAGUACGUCGGAGUCCCGAUGGGGCGUCGCUGGGAUGGCGACAGGUUUGGGCCAACUCAGUCAGAGUUCCGUGUCCAUGGGCGGGUUCGGCCAGUCGCUGGGACAACUGAACCAGAGCUCAGGACUGAGCCCUGCGCUGCCCAUCAGCACGGCCGCCGCCAGCACCGUCUACCAGGCCCACUACGGGCUCAAUUCGUUAGGUGAUAGCAUGAUGACGUACUGCAACAACGGUGGCGGUAGCAACGGAAAUGGUGGGACGGGUGGUUCGCCGCCCCCACAAAUACCGUGCUCGAGUGCGACCACUCCGCCAGUGGCGUCGGGCACCUCCCCCAACGAUCAAGAGGAGGAUGUGUGGCGCGGCCAUAGCAUAGCAGCGCUGCGACGGAGAGCUUCCGAACUCAACGCCGCCAUUCCCUCUUACCUGCAGAUCAACUACGACACCCACAACAAUGCUUCUGUAUAUUAGUUGCUUUGAGUUACACAAAGGUCUCCGACAACCGUACUAUUUUAAAUCAAUACCAACUAAUUACAACCGAUGUGUAGCAGGUACUUUGAAGUGAUCUAUGCGGAUUUGACGGUCUUGAACAGUGGUCGCAGCGAAAUUAAAUCAACUCAUAAAUUAUUGAUUAGGCACUUCCUUUGUGAGACUAAACACAACUGGAAGGAAAAGACUGACAAAUGCGCUUGGAAUUGUCAUUUCAGCGUACACUCUGGAGCAGUUUUAUUUAAAAGCAUCUCAACUAACUGUUAUCAAUCAAUCAUCAUACCUUACCUAAACCGGGUCAAAAUGUAUACGGUUAAAUUAAGUAGAAAACUAAUCAUGAACCUGCUGAAUCACAAAUAAUUGACGCAAUAAUUUCAACCACAAUUAGCGCCGGAAAAUUAGGAAGAACCCAUCAGAAGCAAAUCUAUUUUUCCGUGCUAAAUCGAUUGAUAUACUAUUAUUUUUAACUGUGGCGUCUAUGUAUACGAUGUAAAAUAAUUAUUGUACAAAGAAAAAUCGUAUGUUGAAUGGGAUUCCAUAUUAGUGUGAUGUGUUGUUUUAAAAUUUAUGUCCUUAGAAUAGAGGAUAAAAACUUUCGUAAUUUUCUUGUUGUAUACUAAACAGACGGUAUACGUAUUAUUUUUUACUUUAAAUAGACUUUUGAGUAAGAUGUGAGAAUUAAUGAUCACAUGUAAAUUCAUUGAUAGAAGUGUAUUAUUUUGUUAUGUUAUUCAUGACUCAUUUUGCUUUCAAGGUAGGAUCACAUAGUAUUUUUAAUGAAGAUAAUGUAUGUAUAUUAUUGAAAAAUAAGUUAUAUUGUACUAUUAUUGUAUGAUUAUGUGUACAAUUAAAAAUGUUUCAUAAAUGGA
Molecule: messenger RNA, 2130 nt
Organism: Tribolium castaneum (red flour beetle)
Lineage: Eukaryota; Metazoa; Arthropoda; Insecta; Coleoptera; Tenebrionidae
Gene: otp
Product: orthopedia
Exons: 5
Coding region: 317-1243 (308 amino acids)
Biological process (GO): regulation of DNA-templated transcription; neuron differentiation
Molecular function (GO): DNA-binding transcription factor activity, RNA polymerase II-specific; DNA binding
Source: RefSeq, a predicted model, not a curated record